Molecule: messenger RNA, 1957 nt
Organism: Agrilus planipennis (emerald ash borer)
Lineage: Eukaryota; Metazoa; Arthropoda; Insecta; Coleoptera; Buprestidae
Product: facilitated trehalose transporter Tret1-2 homolog
Exons: 2
Coding region: 472-1845 (457 amino acids)
Biological process (GO): transmembrane transport
Cellular component (GO): membrane
Molecular function (GO): transmembrane transporter activity
Source: RefSeq, a predicted model, not a curated record
UUGUCGUUAAAUCGAGAGACGUUAUAAAGAGUUUACACUGUAUUUUAAAAUCGUAUAUGUUUUUCAUUAAGGCCAAUGUAUUAAAGUAAAUGUUAUUUUGGCUUAAUAUUUUCGGCGAUAAAAAAAGGGUCAGAAAUGAGCAGUUUUUAUUUCUUUUAUCCUAUAUCACGUCGCUUUUUCCAAAAGAUGUUGCCGCCCCUUGAUGAUUGCAUGUAUCUUAUAGUAUAUCCCUAUGCCCGGUUCUAAACUCGCCGUUAGUGUAUAUGUAUGCUGUAUAUUUUUUUCCAUGUAGAAGAAUGUGAAUGCAAUAAAAAUUAAACUGAUUAAUGAUUACUGUCUCUAGGUUUUAUUUUACUGCAGCCUACUUGAUGAUAAUUCGUAUUUUUUUACUGAUAAAAAUUAUUUAUGUAAAUAAGCAGUCGCUUUUAAAAUAAUCUUAAUUUUGAACAGAACAAUAAGUUUGUAGCAGUCAUGAAAUCCAUUAUACGUAGAUUUAAAGGUUCCAGGACAAUUCCACAAGUAGUUGCUAUUUGCAUUGGUUCGUUAUCGCUAUUAACGGCUUGUGUUCAGUAUGCUUGGACUUCUCCGUACAUACCAAUAAUUACUUCCGAAGAUUUUCCUGGCAAUAUCACCUUUGAAGAGGCGUCAUAUUUCACCGUUAUACCACCAUUAACGGCCAUAGGUCUUUGUGCAGUUUUUUCGAAACUUGCCGACAGGAUUGGAAGGAAACGCGUCUUAAUCCUAUCAGGACCUGUCCAUUUUGCCGCCUACGUGCUUAUUUAUUUCGGAAGAACGGUCACUCCGUUUUAUAUAUCGCGAUUCCUAAGUGGUCUAGGUGAUGCCAUUCUGUGGGCAUCUCUUCCGGUAUAUGUGGCGGAGAUAAGCGAACCCCAUGUGAGAGGAACCUGGGGUAACGUCCCCGCAAUUUCAGGAUAUGUUGGACAGGUCCUUAUAAACGUCCUAGGGUCGUAUUUACAUCUCCAAACUUCUACAAUUCUAUCAGCAAUCGUACCAGUGGUGUUUUGUUGUGCUUUCGCUUUUAUGCCUGAAUCUCCAUAUUUUUUAUUAGCAAGAGGAAGACAUGAAGAAGCUCAGAAGUCUUUGCGUUUGUUAAGAGGAGGACAGAAUUGCGACGACGAAUAUAAACAAUUAACCAGAGAUGUCAAUAGACAAUUAUCUGAAACUGGAACCUUGAAGGACCUGUUUCUAAUUAAGAGCAAUAGAAGAGCUCUGUUUAUUGCUGUAGGUGCGAGAGCUGCAAGUCAAAUGAGCGGCAUUGCUGCUUUUACAGUUCAUACUCAGUAUUUGUUCGAACAGGCUGGUCAAAACAUAUCAAAAGAAUUAUCUUCCAUUACUUUCUCCGCUGUUUUAUUGGUUCUUGCGACAUUAGGUGCUUUUUACCAGGAUAAAUUUGGAAGAAGACCGCUAAUGAUUGGUUCUUGUUUAGGCUGCGGUUUUAUACUUCUCGUAGAAACCGUAUACUUUUACCUUAAUGACAAAACAUCGGUUGACCUUUCCGGUUUAAGAUGGGUACCAUUAGCUGGGAUGAUAUUAUACCUGUUCUGUUUUUCGUUUGGUCUAUCGUUAAUUCCAUCUUUGCUUGUUGGAGAAUUAUUUUCCACAAGUAUCAAAGCGAACGCUAUGAUUGUUACGAACAUAUUUUUUGAUGGAUUUAUUUGCGUGAUAACUAAAGUUUUUCAAACUUUAACUUACAAUUUUGGUCUGUAUGUUCCGUUUCUAAUCUUUACCGUAUCUUGCUUUAUAAAUGCUAUACGUUCAUACCUUUUUCUGUUAGAAACGAGAGGAAAAACUUUAGAAGAAAUACAACAAAUGUUGAAGAAAUAGUGAUACAGUAAUUAAAAUGUAUAGUCGAUCAUUAACAACAGUUAUUAGUAGUUUAAAUCGUUUUGUGGUAUCAAUAAGCUAUUAAAAGAAAUAAAUACUUUUUGUAGUAUUA